Messenger RNA from Haliotis rufescens (red abalone), 2506 nucleotides. RefSeq lists its product as uncharacterized. Lineage: Eukaryota; Metazoa; Mollusca; Gastropoda; Lepetellida; Haliotidae. Bases 509 to 2476 code for a protein of 655 amino acids. The transcript has 3 exons. The record is from RefSeq and is a predicted model, not a curated record.
GCCUACUUUAGGUUCCACUGCCAAACACACGCAGAAGAAUGUCUUGACGAAAGUACGCGAUCGCCUUGGAACAAGGAGGGGUAGUUAUUCCCACUUCUUCAAAGAAGUAUAUUCAGCUGAACUUUUCACUUUUGAAAAGUUGGGAUACUUGCAUAUCGAUUUAUGGCUCCUAUUCUGGAUUUAGGAACUUCGGUAGCUGAGGAGGAGGAUUUUGAAAUCCGACACUGCAUCUCCAUGGUGUUAUCAGUGACUGGUGUCUCAGACGCUCUGUGAUAACACGAGGCGCCCAGACGCACGGGAGGACUCCAUUGAAAACCAGGACCAACCCUUGUUAUAUUCAGGAAGCCAUAGAGUGAUGCUUAAAGGCUGGAUGACCUAAAGUAACACGUGACCAAAAGACGAAACAAUGGAUUAAACAGCGCUUGGAAUGGGUGCUCACUGACUACUUUACACAACGUACUUUAUACAUCUGUAGCAGCCACAACAAAUACUACCAGGUGAGAACUCCAUGGCACGGGUCAGAAAGCUUAUUCGACUCUUCCUGGCCUUAAGUGUUGCUGGCGCCAUAGCAACCAUUAUGGUCGCACGCUGGAUCACUCCCGUCGUCCCAGUCAGCCCUGUGCAACGACUGGUCAUCGCCACACAAACUCCUCCACGUCCUCAAGGGUUCCUGGUCGACACUCCAGCAUGUCGCAUACCCAACCUGGAUCCCUUCGAUAGCUCUAUUUCACGAUUUAUUCGACGUCGAGGGAAAAUUCUGUGUUACGGGAAGCCGUCUAUUACAUACGAAGAUGGCAAUGUACUACGAAUCAACUGGACAACAGUGAAUGAUUUCUAUGAAGGUGAUUUUAAGUACUGUAAAUAUCAACCAAUCACGCGAGGGAAAAACCAAUCCGAUUUUCAGUUCUUUUACGGCAAGUUUGGAGAUCCCUUUUACCAGGAUGUUGAGAUUUCAGAUGAGUUCUUAAGAAUCUAUUGUAUCAGCAAGUCUGAGGGUACAAUUAACACCAAUUUCCAUUCGCUGAUUAUUCCGAAAGAAGCCGUGGAUGAAAGAUGUGAGAAAAAUAUUAAACGUCAUGUAACAAUUAACAAACCAAAGGAAAUAAUGAAUGUUUUAAUGGUUGGAGUUGACUCACUAUCCAGAUUAAAUUUUAUGCGUCAGAUGCCGAUGUCGAGAACAUACCUUCUUGAGGAUUUAGAAGCUAUAGAAAUGUUGGGAUACACCAAAGUUGCUGAUAAUACGUUUGUCAACAUUGUACCAAUGACAACGGGCAAAUUUGUUGCCGAGCUACCUUGGAAUGAAACGAUGUCAAGCAAACCGUUUGAUGGCUUUAAUUUCAUAUGGAAGAAUUUUUCUAACUGUGGGUAUAGAACUCUGUAUGCUGAAGAUGCUCCUAAAAUUGCUAUUUUUACAUAUUUAAAGGAGGGUUUCCACAUUCCGCCGGCAGACUACUACAACAGAGUGUUUAGUAUUGCGAUGGAGAAACAUAAAUCGGUCUGGAAUCAUGAUCACAACUGUGUUGGUGACAGGUUGGAGACAGACAUGGUGUUGAAAUAUGCCGAAGAUUUCUCCAAACUUUACCGAGACAAACCGCACUUUGGAUUUACAUUCAUAACGAGGCUCAGUCAUGACAAUGUUAACGACGCAGGCGCAGCCGAUGAUCCUCACUUCCGGUACCUUCAGCGAAUACACAAGUCCGGCCUUCUAGAAAAGACGAUGUUGAUUUAUUUUAGUGACCAUGGAAACAGAUACGGGAACAUACGGAACACUUUUGUUGGAAAACUUGAAGAGCGUUUGCCGUUUAUAUUUUUUGUACUUCCACGAUGGUUUAAGAAAAAGUAUCCACAGUUAAUUAAAAAUAUGAAGAAGAAUUCUCACAGACUGACGACACCGUUUGACGUGUAUGAAACUCUGAAGGAUAUAUUAUACUUCGAUGGGAACGUUCAACAAGCUAGUGUGACAGAUCGAGGUAUUAGCUUGUUCAGUGAAGUACCACGUGACAGGUCAUGUGACACUGCCGCCAUCUUGCCUCAUUGGUGCAUGUGUUUGGAAAGGCAACAUGUCCCGGUGUCGUCAGUUAAUGUUACUAACGCAGCUAAAAGUAUCCUAAAUCAGAUCAAUGAAGAACUUUUCUAUUAUGGUCAUCUUUGUGAAGUUUUAGAAAUCCAAGAAAUCAAAGAAGCAGUUUUAAUGAGUCCAAAUAAACGGGUUCUUCAUUUUGAACAAAGUUUAAAUGACGUCAUCAACAGGACUGUUCACUAUGGUAACAGAACUGAGGCAGUGUUGACAUAUCAGUUGACGUUCGUGACAUCCCCAGGGGGAGGGCUGUUUGAGGGGACGGUCAACCUGGACGAAACAACUGGAAGAUAUACCACAGCAGGUGACAUCAGCCGUAUCAACAGAUAUGGAGACCAGUCAAUAUGUAUAGAUAAUUUCUAUUUGAAGAAAUAUUGCUAUUGCAAGAGUGUAUCAUGACAAUAAAGAAUAUAUUAAUUAUUUAUGCAA